ACGUGAGACGUCGGUGUUGCAGUGUUGUUCGUGUCAUCUCUAACCUAACCUGUUGAAUAUUUUCCUUUGAACUUUUGAUAUUUGUUCGGAUUUUUUUUUCGAAAUAAAAGUUACUGGAAUAACUACGAAGAUGAGUUGCGGAAUGGGAAUGAUAAAAUAUCUACUCUUCAUAUUUAAUUUCAUCUUCGCGGUAUGCGGGUUAGGUAUUCUAACUCUCGGUGUUUUGGUACAUCUACAAAUAUUAGGAGUAAGUAAGCAAAUCGAAACCGGUCUUGCGUUUCCAUCGAUAACAUUGAUCGUUCUUGGCAGUAUAAUCUUUGUAAUAUCAUUUUUCGGAUGCUGCGGUGCUAUCCGAGAAAGUCAUUGCAUGACUAUUACCUUCGCAUCGUUUCUCCUGUUUAUUUUGCUCGUGCAAAUAGCAGUUGCCGUUUAUGCCUUUAUAAUUGUCAAAAAUGAUGAUAAUUUCCGCAAUAUAUCAGAGAAAUAUCAGGAGAUAUUUAAUGGUUACUUUUUGAAUUCGGAGAGUAAAGAGUUUAUUGAUCUUGUUCAGAAAAAUUUGCAAUGCUGUGGUGUCCACUCUUCAAGUGAUUAUAAUAAUAAACCUAUUCCUGCAAGUUGUUGUAGUACUAUCGAAAAUGAUAAAAAAACUUGUUCUAUAAGUAAUACAUAUGCGAAUGGUUGUGUAGAAGUAUUAAAAGAUACGCUCAAGUUUGCCGGAACUGUAUUUGGUAGUGUCGCUAUUGCUAUUGCCGGUGUUGAGUUGAUUGGCAUCAUUUUCGCACUUUGCCUGGCAAAUUCUAUAAAAAACGCUGAACGCAGGGGUUAUAGAGUAUGAAAGUUCAACAGAUAUUAAAAGAAAUAUAUGUU
Apis laboriosa (Himalayan honeybee) is the source of this 867-nucleotide messenger RNA. Its product is annotated as CD63 antigen-like. Lineage: Eukaryota; Metazoa; Arthropoda; Insecta; Hymenoptera; Apidae. Gene Ontology annotation, cellular component: membrane. The record is from RefSeq and is a predicted model, not a curated record. The transcript is spliced from 5 exons. Bases 131 to 835 code for a protein of 234 amino acids.